ACCCAGCCUGCUGCUGAGCUCACUGUUGUCUCAUUUCCCUCUCCAGAGGACCAGGGGCGACCUUGGUCGUUCAGCUCAGUCCUGCUCACAUUCCGGGGAAGCUUCUCCACUCAGCUGACUCCGGGUCAACAAAACGCUUCCUGCUUGGCGAGUUUUACCGUCUUCCUGGAGUUGGCAGAAAAGCUGACCUCCUACGAGGGCUCGGCACCAAAGGGACUCCUUUUGUGGGAGUCACAAAUGAGUGGUUGGAAGUGGCCAUCUUAGGGCCUGCUGUCACCUUCCUUGAGGCCUCAGGCAUGUCCCAGAAUAGGCCGCGUCCAGUGGGAUGGAUAGGGGCUCAAGUCUCGGGAUUCCUGUAGUCCGGCAUCUGUUUGGGUUUUGGUUCCGGUGGGUUUCAAGUCUGAGAACAGCAACUGGCUCAACCUCCGCGAAGGGCGGGCCGAUCAUCGUAGCGGCACCAAUCCUGGGCCGUGCCCGCUUGCGGGCGGCGGUGGAUCCCGGGUCUUGGACACUUAGUGACGGAAGCGCGCGGUCCGGUCAUGCUUGGUGGAACACUCUGGCUGCUGCUGCUGCUGUUGCUGCCACUGCGACCCCCGGGCACGCAGGGUCACCGCGGUGCCACAAGCUCGGGGCAGAACGACGAGAAACCGGCCGCUUGGCCGGGCGUCCAACGCCUGAAGGAGCAUCUGAGGACGGUCGGGACCCUCUCCAGACAGUACUGGGGGGUUUUCAGCUGCACUGUGUGGCCCGAUCACUGUCAGGACCAGGAGGCCCCCGCGCCGCCGCUGGGCUGGAGCCUUCCUCUGUGGGGCCGGCGGUCCCUGGAUCGCCUCACCGAGUGGUUCUGCCGCUUUCAGGACUGCUGCACCGGUGGCGGGGACUGCAGGAUCUCCAACAACUUGACAGGCUUAGAAUCAGACCUGCGUGUGCGACUGCAUGGCCAGCAUCUGGCUAGCGAGCUGGUCCUAAGAGCUGUGAAGGGCUACUUAGAGAAGCCCCAUGGAGACAAGGCCCUGGCUCUGUCAUUCCAUGGCUGGUCUGGCACAGGCAAGAACUUCGUGGCCCGGAUGCUGGCGGAGAACCUGUAUCGGGAUGGACUGAGAAGUGACUGUGUCAAGAUGUUUAUCUCCACCUUCCAUUUCCCACACCCCAAGUAUGCGGACGUGUACAAGGAGGAGAUGCGGUGGCAGAUGCAGGAGACCCGGUGGCGCUGCCAGCAGACCAUGUUCAUCUUUGACGAAGCAGAGAAGUUACACCCGGGGCUGCUGGAGCUGCUUGGACCGCACCUGGAACCCAGGGUCCCCGAGGCCCAGGGCGUGGAGCCGCCGCGGACCAUCUUCCUCUUCCUCAGUAACCUUGGAGGCAGUGUCAUCAACAAAGAGGUCCUGGGUUUGCUUAAGGCUGGAUGGUCCAGGGAAGAAAUUACGAUGCAGCACUUGGAGACCCCCCUUCAAGCUGAGAUCAUGGCGUCCACAGACAGUAGCUUUGGCUCCAGCCGUCUUGUGAAGGAAAACCUUGUUGACUUCUUUGUCCCCUUCCUGCCAUUGGAGUACCACCAUGUGCGGCUGUGUGUCCGGGACGCCUUCCUGAGCCAGGACCUCCCAUACACAGAAGAGGCCCUAGAUGAAAUUGCCAAGAUGAUGACGUAUGUCCCCGAGGAGGAGCGGCUUUUCUCCUCCCAGGGCUGCAAAUCCAUUGCCCAGAGAAUCAACCUCUUCCUGCCUUGAAAGUGACUCACUGUGCUCACUGGAUCUGCUGGGCACCCCGGUGUCCAGCGCCACUGCUCCAGCUGGUAUGCAGAAGGCAGACCUGAAAACCACUUGGUGCCUUAAAGACCUGCAUUCUAGAAUGCAGGCCAGGAAGUCAGAAAGCCAUCGGGAAGUCCAGGUGCCAAAGGGUCCCCAGAACUCUCCUGCUGCAGGUCUUCCCAGGCUGCAGGACUUGAGCAUAGUCAGUAGUCGCAGGAUUCUUGGGUUACAGAACAUGGAAGGAUGGGAGAUCUGUGGCUCAACGGGAGUGUGCUCCAUCCAGUCUGUAGGCGUGGGCUGGCUUUCUGGAGGAAGGGGGGGGUGUCAGUUUCUGUGUGUGAGCAGAACAGCAAAGGGGGCUUUAGGUAAAGGGGAAACCACAUGCCAGUGAUGGGGGGGGCACACACAUGUGAUCCUAGCACUGAGUAGGCCAAUACAGGAGAGAGCUCAAGAGGUCCACACUGCCUGGUGAGUGAGGUCAGCCAGGCUUGAAAAACAAAAGCCACGGGUAUGUAGCUAAGGCAUGUUCUGUUCUUUAGACUGAAACUUUUUUUUUUUAAAUUAGGGGUCUUGCUACAGAAUGCACUAUGUGUAGAUUAAAUUUUGUAUUUUUCUAA
Molecule: messenger RNA, 2365 nt
Organism: Myodes glareolus (Bank vole)
Lineage: Eukaryota; Metazoa; Chordata; Mammalia; Rodentia; Cricetidae
Source: RefSeq, a predicted model, not a curated record